This is a messenger RNA of Aspergillus udagawae, 381 nucleotides long. RefSeq lists its product as uncharacterized. Lineage: Eukaryota; Fungi; Ascomycota; Eurotiomycetes; Eurotiales; Aspergillaceae. The transcript has a single exon. The coding region runs from base 1 to 381 and encodes 126 amino acids. The record is from RefSeq and is a predicted model, not a curated record.
AUGGCUGCUGCGCCGUAUGUGCCGCAUCAACCAGACGACAAGACUCCCGCAGAUCUCAGAGAAGCACACAACUACUACCUUACACUGCGUGCGCAGCACCCCUAUGCAGAGAACAAGAUGCUCGUUCGAAGUGUCUCGCGGGUCCUCGACUUUGACGCAUUCCACCUGGCGGAUGUGUUCCUAACGCGGCCCACUCCCCUUAUUGCGGGUGAAAAGGCCGGUUCUCUCUGGCACACGGAGAACGUGGACAAGAAGAUAGGAGGAGCCACCAAGAAGGUGGUUGUGCCGAAUGCAGCCCAUAUGGACUCUUAUGACAACGAGAAAUAUGCCAAUCCGGCCGUCAAGGAUAUCUCGGAGUUUAUGAAGGCCAAUUUGUCAUGA